Scylla paramamosain (green mud crab) is the source of this 3782-nucleotide messenger RNA. RefSeq names its product WD repeat and HMG-box DNA-binding protein 1-like (gene Ctf4). Gene Ontology annotation, molecular function: protein binding; chromatin binding. NCBI's taxonomy places the organism in Eukaryota, Metazoa, Arthropoda, Malacostraca, Decapoda, Portunidae. Gene Ontology annotation, cellular component: nuclear replication fork. Gene Ontology annotation, biological process: mitotic cell cycle; DNA-templated DNA replication; DNA repair. The record is from RefSeq and is a predicted model, not a curated record.
AAACUAACACUUAAAAAUAACUAAUAAAAAAUAAAUAAAUAAAUGAACCCACAACAUAGACUCUCACAUGACUUGUUUACAUCCAGCUGAAUUUGGCGCCAAAAAUCCACGGGUGGCGGGCGGAACGUGACGGCCGUAUUGUACCUAAUAAAGUGCCUUAUAGAGCCUGCUAGUGCCUAUAGAGUGCCCUUAUAGCGCCUGCAGUGUGACAUAGAGCAGGAUGCAGGCCGGGGGCAGGCUCAGACCCACGAGAUACGCACACUUCGAAGGACAUACCGAUGUUUGCUACAGCAGUGACGGCAGGUACAUCAUCACCUGUGGUACUGAUGGUGAGGUACGGGUGUUCGAGGGACUGGAUGACGACGACUGCAAGACUCAUGUGGUUGCGGACUGUGCUUCUGCCAUCGCCUAUAGGGAUGGCAGCUUCCUGGUGGGCAAUGACAGCAAUCUGGUGCAGGCGUUCACCCUAGAGGACGGCUCACCCUGCGGAAUCAUCACCCGCUUCUCGGCACCCUCCACUCACAUUGUGGUCAGCGCUGACGGCAAGACUGUGGCCUGUGCUGGAAGUGACAUGACAAUACGAGUUCACGACACGGUGGCAGGGAAGGACAGGGAGUUGACAGGUCACAAGGCCCCUGUCAUGUCUGUUGCCCUUGACCCUAAAGGCAUAUUUUUAGCGUCAUCCUCUUGCGACGGGUCAGUUCGGGUGUGGGUCGUGUCAUCCGGUGCCGUUGAGGUGACCUGGGCCGUGCUGCCGACCUCUAACGCCCUCUCUGUGUCCCACCCUCUGUGUCGCUUGACCUUUACACCUUCGGGCAACCUGCUGGCUGUUCCUGUGGGGGUGAAGGUGUUGCUGUAUGGUAGGGAAGGCUGGCGUGCUGUUGGCGAGCUGGCGUGCGAUGCUGUUAAGGAGGCGAUUUCUGUGGUGGCAGUCUCACCCUGCGGCACCCUACUGGCAGCUGGCACCCUGGACGGCACCCUGGUAGUCUGGUCACUCCCCUCCAGGUCCUUAGUGGUGACCCUGAGACACCCUAAGGGGCUAGCUAUAUGUGGGCUUAAUUUUAACCCUAAGAAUUCUCAAGAAGUUGCCUUUGUUGACGUUAUGGGGCAGCUCGGCACUAUUGUGGACGUUGGGACGGGUGUGGAGCCUACACCCGCCACCACAGACGUCGAAAACGGGGGUGUUGGAGACAACUUGGCUGACCCAUUCCCCCUGCUGGCCUGGGAGAAGAAGAGGAAGAGGAAGAAGAGGAGGUUUCUCUCAGCAAAAUUAAAAUGCAAUGCAGCAGAGGGAGUCACAGUGGAGGAGGUGAGCCGUCCCUCAACCCCUGUACUCCGCGGGGCUGCCGUGGGGGGUGGGGUGAGGCUGCCAGAGAUACAGAAGCCCUUUCAGCCAGGAAUGUCCCCAGAACACCUGAUGGAGAGAUACAUGGUGUGGAAUUCGGCGGGUGUGGUGCGACAGUACACCAGUGACGAGGAGAGCAGUAUUGAUGUUGAGUUUCAUGACACCUCGACGCACCACGCCCUGCAUCUGAACAACACCGCGGGGUACACCAUUGCUGCGCUGUCCACCUCCCUGCUUGCCCUGGCCGCCCCUGCACAAGAUGACCAGCACAGCAAGCUCACAGUACACCACCUCCAGCACAGCAAGGAGUGGCACAUUGAGACACCCACAGACGACAUCCAGGCCCUUGCUGUGGGGACGGACUGGGUGGCUGCAGCGACCAGUGCCAGAAAUUUGCGUCUAUUUGGCUCCUGUGGCACUCAGAGGGACCUGCUGGCUCUCCCUGGCCCUGUCGUGUGUCUGGCAGGCUGUGGCACGCUGCUCCUGGCUGUGUGUCAUGCGGGUGUAGGCGUGUCCGGCGACCAGCACAUGUCAGUGAUGGUGGUGGACACAGCUGGGGCGCGCCAUCCCCUGCCACAGCCCUGCCCGCUGCCCCUGGGUCCCCGGUGCUUCCUGGCCUGGGGGUUCACAGACGAGGGCACCCCCAUGGCGGCAGACAGUGGGGGUGUGGUGCGGCUCAUGAACCGCAGGGUGAAGGGAGCCUGGACACCCAUCCUCAACACCAGGGAUCAUGUGCGAGGGAAGUCUGACCAUUAUUUUGUGGUGGGGGGCAGCGAGGUGGGGGGCACCGUGCGCUGUGUGCUGUGUAGGGGGGCGCUUCCCCCCACUCUGCCCCGCCCCCACCUGUCUCUCCUCAACAUGAAGCUGCCACUGUGGGAGGGUGACACAGAGAAGGGUGACCUGGAGGAGAGGGUGUGUAGGACCCGCCUCCUGCUGCCCACCCUGAGCCACGCAGGAGCUAUGGGGUCCUUGAGAGAGAGCGAGAGGGAGAGAGAGAGAGAGGAGACUGAAAGAGCUAUGAAGGAAGCCAUGAUUAAGCUCUUUGCACUAGCCUGCAGGAGCGACAGAGAGUGCAGGGCUGUAGAAGUAUGCAGUUUAAUGCCUAACUACCAGACAGUCGAAUUGGCCAUUAAAUACGCGGCCAAACUACACCGGAUGCAGCUGGCGGAGAGACUGGGGCAGGUGGCGGCCAUGAAGGUGCAGGAGGAGAGGAGCAGGCAGCAGGAGGAGGAGGAGGAGGAAGAAGAGGAGGUGUACGGAAACAGCAAGAGAAGAAGAAGAAGAGGAGGAGGUUGGAGCCAAGAAGAAGAAGAAGAGGAGGAGGAGGAGGACUUCCCACCUCUUCCCUCAGCCAUGCAGGAAGAAGAAGAAGAAGAGGAAGAGGAGGAGGAGGAGAGAGAGACAAGAAGCAACCCACUACUUCAAGCAUCCCGUCGAAAAACCACGACCACCGCCACCGCCGCCUUGCUCUCCCAAAACAACCCAUUUAAGAAGAACCAACGAACCGGUUACCCUCUCCCUCUCUCUUCUUCCUCUUCUUCUUCUUCUUCUUCCUCUUCUUCCUCUUCCAAACGAAGCAUAGAUUUAAUUGAUAGUUUCCGGAAGGCUAUGAGGAAGGAACCCACACCUGUCCUGCGCCCGGUCGUUAGGAAGCCGCAGAACAAGAAGAAAACAAAGGAAGACCAACAAGAGUCAGCGAAACCAGGCCAUCCAAAAUCAGGGAAGGAGAACAUCGAACACACCUCUGCACAAAACGGGUCACAACUUUCCCCAAACCCCUUCCAGAAACCCCAGGGGCGGCCAGGGGGUGCGGAUAGGACCCCCGCACCACCCCCUGCCCCGCCAGCCGCCCAGAAGCCUCGGUCUGCCCUGGAGAUCUGGUUAAGCGACAAUAUUGAAGUGGUGUCAGCAGCUCACCCUGGGGCAACAGAGAAGGAUGUUCGGGUGAAGGCGGCCAUGAUGUUUAAAGAUUUGGAUGUUGGUGUUAAGCAGAAAUACAAGAACCUGGCAGCCGAGGAGAGGAAGAGGCCAAGAGAGGAGGAGGAGGAGGAGGAGGAAGAGAAGAAGAAGGAGGAAGAGGAGGAGGAGGAGGAGAAGAAAAAGAAGGAGGAGGAGGAGGAGGAGCCAGUAGGGAAGAAAUUAAAGACAGGAGGUUCUGGUUUAAAUAAAUUGUCAGCUUUUGUGUUCAAGAAAGAUUAGUGGUUGGUUCUUUUUGGGGUUAUUUUCCUGAUUUUCUUAUUUAUUUUCUUAUGUUUAUUGAGUUAUUUAUUGAUUUAUUGAUUUAUUUAUUUAUUUAUUUAUUUAUUUAUUUAUUUUCUUAUGUUUAUUGAGUUAUUUAUUGAUUUAUUUUUGUUUUUGUUUUCAGAAAAAUUAGUGGUUCUUUUUUAUUUUUUGCUAUUUUUAUUUAUUUAUUUAUUUAUUUUUAGUUUUGUUGUGU